This is a messenger RNA of Branchiostoma belcheri (Belcher's lancelet), 887 nucleotides long. RefSeq lists its product as uncharacterized. Lineage: Eukaryota; Metazoa; Chordata; Leptocardii; Amphioxiformes; Branchiostomatidae. The coding region runs from base 1 to 795 and encodes 264 amino acids. The transcript has 5 exons. The record is from RefSeq and is a predicted model, not a curated record.
AUGGUGACUGUUUUACAUGCUCUUUUCUGUUCUCUCUAUAGGUACCGACCAAUCUUCAAAGAGGGAGAGAAGUUUCCGGGGUUUGCGGAUGAGGACCCUGCAGAAGUGGGCCAGAGGAAAGGUCUGUACGAUUCCGCGUACGGUACAAACGGAACGGACGGGCGAGAGUCGUCGGGAGAGGGCAUCUCCAGUCUGAUCGGGAAGGACGAAGUGUCGGAACCAGAAUCACUCAGCGCUAAGGAGAGGGCAAACCUCCUGGACUCCCUGAUAGGCAGCGAUGACUCAACAACAGACUCUGAGGAUGAGGCUGAUCACCACCUGUUCACCAAACUACGACUGGCCAGGAGAAGUGUAAAGCGGAACCAGGUAAUCCGUGACUCCCAGGCGGGCUACGUGUCUAUCGUGGAGUUCAGAGCGAGGAACAUGUUUGCGAGGUUCGGGGAGCCGGAGAAGGAGGCGGUGGCGUGUUUUGACUUCCUGGAGGAACUGUCAAUCAGCAGUGUGGACAGGGAGGAAAAGGAUGAAGACACCCGCCAACACACUCCUCUUCAGAGCGACCAAGACAACAGCAACAUCCCCAACAAGGCUGACUCCCCGAAAUCCAGCAAGGACGACCACAACAACAAGAUCAGCGGGAGAAACCAUUCCCACCCUGAGGAGGGGGAGGUAGAGGUAGAUGGAGGGGCGGAGAGGCCUGGCAGUUCUCCUGCCAGCUCCACGGAGUGCCUUUCCUUCAGCGACUCCCUGUAUGACAGUUUCUCUUCCAAUCCAAGCCUAUCUUCCAACGAUACGUAGUAAUAUGUAGGGAGUGUUGAAGCAAGAAGGUUCAGUAGCCUCCACCAGGCUUUCCUAAUGGGGUUUAGGAUCAUGGUAGAAUUCAGUAAUCU